Molecule: messenger RNA, 621 nt
Organism: Paramecium pentaurelia
Lineage: Eukaryota; Ciliophora; Oligohymenophorea; Peniculida; Parameciidae
Source: the annotation of a GenBank genome assembly
AUGAUUUGCCUUGAACAACAUCAUCAGGAUUCAUCUAUCAUUGAUGAAUGCUAAAUAUAUACUGAAUCCUUAUAAUUAAUCAACUAGGUUGCUUAAAAUUCAGAAACUACUCUAAACUUACCUAGAUUUAAGCCUAAGUAAUCUAGAUAAAGAAGAAAGCCAAUUCUAUAUGGUGAUAAGGAUCGGAGCAGUGCCUUAUAUAAAUACAUUAAAGAAAAACAAAGAAGCUACCUAGAUUCUAAGGUUAAAGCCUCAAAUUCAUUUUUCUCACCAGAAGAAGAUAGAAUCCUUCUGUUAUUAGUGAAAAAAUUAGGUCCUAAAUUUCAAAAGAUUACUAAGUACUUCCCUGGAAAAACUAUGAAUAUGCUUAAGAAUCGAUAUUAUAAAAGUCUCAAAGAUUCGGAAGCUUCAAUAGUACCAAGGGAAAUUGAAGAAGAACUUGCCAUAAAGGACAAAGAAAAAAGAGUGAUGGGAAGAAAAAUUAUUAAAAUCUGGCCAGAGGAAUAAAGAAUGACAGCUCUUAUUGAAAAUAGUGUUCUAUUUCCGGAAGCUAAAUAAAGAAUUUAAGAUUUGUUUUUAACUUUCACUUCAAUAAUUGGGAACUGUAUGAAAUUUGUUUGA